UGUGUUAACACCGUCUACCACAGUGUUUACGUUUAGCUACAAGUAGUCAAGAUAGCGUGUGUUAAAAAUGUUGGAGUGGAUCAUUGUGUAGGGUCUGCCUGUGUUCCUAUUGACAAAAACCUCUGCAUAUGAGAUAUAAGAAUAUCAUAUAAAUAAUAAUAAGAAUUGCACAUAAAGAACAAGAAGGAAAACAGCAGGUGUAUAAGUAUCAUGCCAAAAGUUCGUCGUAGCAGGAAACCCCCACCAGAGGGAUGGGAGCUAAUAGAGCCAACCUUAGAGGAGCUGGACCAGAAGAUGAGAGAAGCGGAAACAGAGUCACACGAGGGCAAGCGAAAAGUGGAGUCUCUCUGGCCAAUAUUCCGCAUUCAUCAUCAGCGCUCUCGCUAUAUCUAUGACCUUUUUUAUCGCAGGAAAGCUAUCAGUCGAGAGCUUUAUGAUUAUUGUCUCAAAGAGAAGAUAGCUGAUCAGAAUCUCAUUGCAAAGUGGCGCAAGCAAGGUUAUGAGAAUCUAUGCUGCCUUCGAUGUAUCCAGGCACGAGACACAAACUUUGGUACUAAUUGUGUAUGCAGAGUUCCCAAGAGCAAACUUGAAGAGGGCAAGAUUGUAGAGUGUGUGCAUUGUGGAUGCCGAGGCUGCUCUGGAUAACUAACAAUUGGUCCUAAAACCACAAGUAAAAUCAGCAAAUUUCUUUAAAUACUGUAUAUAUACAGUACACAGUACAGUAUAUAUUUUUAAUGAUUUAAAAAACUUCUGCAUUUCAUUUCAUAAGGGAAAUGAUACCAUUCAUUUGACAUUAAAAGUUUUGGGUAAAUAAAAAACAAUUGUCUUAGACUUUUUCUUUAUAUACAGUUUGGCAUGGCAAGAAAAAAUAUAUUUUUAAAACAAUAAAUAGUUAAGACAAGUUAUGAUAAAAAUUUGUAGUACCUGUAGUUAGGACUCGCAUAGCACUUCCGCACAUACACACCCAGCAGUUGGUAGGGGCAGAGUAAGCAGGCAUUCAACAGGUGUAAAGUACAUGGGCAGACCAGGUUGGGUGAAAGGAAGGAGUAUAUACUAUUUAUAUCAAGGCAAAGCUUGAGUUUAGUUCAACCAUAGAGUAGUAGUAUGGAAAAAAAAAAAUUCUUUAAAAGUAUCAAUUAUAUUUGAUAUACUGUACUGUAUAAUUUUCACUUCAGAAAACUUGGCACAGCUUGUGAGUACUAUACUGUAGAAAAUAUUGAAUUUAUAAAUUAAAAUUCACAGGAAUAUGCAUCAGUAAACAAAUUGUCACGACUUUCAUUAUAUGAAUACCGUACAUUAAAAUAAAUUGAAAUAAAUGUUGAUAACUUUUCCCCUAAAUGACUUAAAAAAAAAUCUUGUAGUAUACCCAAUUACAUACUUUAUUGGUGGUGUGUUUACACAUCCCAAGUAAACCAGAAUAUACCCACAUGAAUUACAAACAACACAGCACUCUACCACAAUUUAGUCUUACAUUGUUUGUACAGUACAUUUAAAGGUUUCCAGAUUCCAAACUUUUUAUCAUACAGUCAUACCUUAUCUACAUUAAAAUCAACUUUCCAACUCUCUCCCUUGCCCAACGUCUCCAAAUUUAUCCAUACACUUUUGUGGGACCGCCAAGUUGCUCUUCUCUUCUUUUUUUUUAAAGGGAAAUUAGUUGUACUAUGGAAUGUCUACAUAAAAAAAAAUCUAAAAUGUAAAUGCAGCAUUGCAACAGGACAAUAAGCAUCAUACACAGCCCAUGCUAUGUUCAGUACCACAUACAGUACUGUACAAGUAAGAGGCAACAGGUUACUAGACCCAAACUGUCUUCAUCUUUAAGUACUUAUGAUAAAUAUAGUCUUUGCAGUAGAUAUGACUAGGUGCAAACAUGAGGCACAGCAUAGAAAUACACACAAAGAAAGUAUUUUACUUAGCGGUUCCACAAUCCUGUAUCCUUUCUCAAUGAUCUCAGAGAGGAUGCAUUUAAAGCUAUAACCAACUGAGUAUUUUAGGCUAAUAUCACUUCCUGUUGUAUAUAUAUUGUAUAUGUUGUAUGUUUCAAUAAUAAAUACCUUUAUGAAAAGAUUACACACAAAAAGAAAACAAAACUUGAUCCUCCAAGAUAUAAAAUGCAUGUUGUAUCAAUGUACUUUUUAAAGUGGUCACUGAGUUGACAGGUUGAGGUUACUCUCUUUUAGCUCACUCCUUGGUGCUCAAUUCUUUGUGAUUCUCACUAUUAAUAUGAAUGAUUCAUAGUUUUGAGGUCUUACCACAAAAAAGUGGGGAAAUUUUUCACCUAACGGUCAAGAGCUGACAAAAUAUAACUAAACCUCAAUAUGAAAUUACAGAAAGUGCACCAAAAAGUACAAAUUAACUAAAAAACAAAAGCAAACAGUUCUUGGAAGACAAGUGAAAGUUGAAUAAAUCAGGGAGAUUAGCAACAUGGUUCAGCAUUGUAAAAUAUAUUACAGUACUAUUUAUCAUGGAUAACAAUUACCUUUUCUUUUUUUUUUUUAGGUUUCUCUAGCUUUACAUGGACCACAAUUGGGUUUGAGUUAUGUUUACCAUUUUAUAAUGCAUUUUACAUUUGUCAGAACUUCAUAAAACUACAUUAGACUUAAAGUUUUAGUUGGCUAGUUUUGCUAUGUAAAAAGUCCUUCGGGAUUUGUUUAUGAAUAAUACCACUUCCUUCUAAUCAUAUAUAUAAAAAACUAAAUACAUCUAAUGAGAUUCCGGAUGACAUGAAAAUGAAUAUCAAUGGUUCAAGAUGGAUUCAGUAGGUCACUACAGUCAAUAAAAUACAUGUUUUCUUUUUUGUUUUUAAGGCUUCCCAGGUUACUGGGAAGUACUGUAUAUAAAACCCUUUACUGAAACUCUUGUAAUACACAACAAUUAAAAUUGUAUUGCUCAAGAGAAUUUUGUUAAUGGUAACUGAUACCAAUAGUAAUUUUUUCUUCAAAACUUUAAGUACUGUACUGUACAGUAAUAUUCAAAAUGAGAGAUUAACCCUCACACAUCAUGACACAAAUUGUGCCAAAUCAUUGGGUAACACAAUUUGCAUCAGACGUGAAUUGUCAUUUAACAUAAAAAAGAUUCGCCAGAAAAAUUUUCGUGCAUCAUAGAUGACUGCAAAAAGUACCAAAGCAUGGGUUAGGUUCCGCUAACCAUCAGUUUCCUCCCAUCAACUGUGCUAGUAGGUCGCAUCAUUAUAAUUUUUUUUCCCUCCCACUCCCCACAAUUAGUCAUAAAAAUUCCAAAGCCACCGUUGGAAAGCUUCUAUAACUAUAAUACUUUGGUAGGUUUGUGAGAAAAUAUUGAAGAUAUGAUAUUGGGAAUUUUUUUUUCUUUAUUCAGAGUGAAAAAAUAAGUUAUUCUCAUAUUUUAAAGUCAAAACAAUAAUGAAGCCAGUAUUGUAUAAAUCUUGCAAAAAAAAAAAAAAAAUCUUGUGGGAUAAGUAGGCCGCAUAACGAAGAUGACCAGACUUCCUGUGAGUGGUCCCAUAUGACCUUUGUUGUGGUCACAGAAACUUAAUAGCUUAUUUUGUGCAUGAGAGGGUUAAGAAAGUAUAAAUAUACAGUACUUUGUUAUUACGUACUUACAUUACCUCCACUAAAUUGUUUUAUUUUUGGAAUGCCUUUGUCAUUAAGUACAUCUUAAUGUUUGAGAUGUCAAAAGAAUAUAAAAAUGUAAACGGAGCUACUUUAGUGCUACUAACAACUCUUCUUACCAAUAAUCACACAGGAAAAAAUGUCUUCAGUGUGCAUGUUACAUUAAGCUAUGCAAUGGCUUAUGUUAGACUCUUGGUUCAGAUUUAAAUGAAAAGGUUAAUUUUUAAAUACAUACGUAUUUAAUAUUGAAUAUAAGUUUAAAAAAUAAAUAAUCCAGAGCAAAUCUCAUACAGUACUGUAGAUUGAAAUUUAUAUUAUUAUUUAUUAAAUAAAAGUUUUCAUUAAAUAGUCAUUACCAGGAGCUGAUUGCUUAUUCACUUAUGUAAAAUCAACUGCAAUUACAGUAUAUUUUGUAUCAGAUUAUUAGUACAAUAUCUGUGAAAUUCAAAAUCAGCAGCAGAGCAUAAAUCUUAUAAAAUACCUGA
Molecule: messenger RNA, 4072 nt
Organism: Homarus americanus (American lobster)
Lineage: Eukaryota; Metazoa; Arthropoda; Malacostraca; Decapoda; Nephropidae
Gene: l(1)10Bb
Product: protein BUD31 homolog
Exons: 5
Coding region: 211-645 (144 amino acids)
Biological process (GO): mRNA splicing, via spliceosome
Cellular component (GO): nucleus; spliceosomal complex
Source: RefSeq, a predicted model, not a curated record